GGGCCACGCCCUCAGCUGUGUGAGGUCUGACACUGCUCCUCUCACCUCUCUAGGGACCUGUGUUUUCCCACUUGCACAAGGCGAGUGGGUGCUCUCCAAAAGUACUUCUAGCUGUAACCCAGUUUCCUCUCUAGGAGCAGGCACUGCCAGUCUCCUGAGCCCCCAGGCCCUCUCUCCUGCUCCCUGGCAACCUCAGCCUCCUGGGAGCAUCGGAAUACCUUCCUUCCCCUCUGGGACGCACAGGGCAGGUGCAGCCUGUCCUCUCCUUCCCCUGACCAGCCCAGCAUCCACAGUCUACACAGAGCUCCCCUUGCUGCCCAGACAAGCUGAAGGACCACAGGAAAAGCCAUGGAGACUUCAGCAACCUCCUCCCAGCCUCAAGACAACAGUCAAGUCCACAGAGAAACAAAAGAUGUAGACUAUGGAGAGACAGAUUUCCACAAGCAAAAUGGGAAGGCUGGACUCUUUUCCCAAGAACAAUAUGAGAGAAACAAGUCGUCUUCCUCCUCCUCCUCCUCAUCCUCCUCAUCUUCUUCAUCCUCCUCCUCCUCCUCAGAGAGCAAUGAUGAGGACCAGCACCCCAGAGCAACCGGAAAACGUCGACUGAGCAUGGGGGCUGGAUACCCCCACGGGAACGGCUCACCCAGUCCUGGGCAUGGGGAGCCUGACGUUUUGAAGGAUGAGCUUCAACUCUAUGGAGAUGCUCCUGGAGAGGUGGUACCCUCUGGGGAAUCAGGACUCCGAAGGAGAGGCUCUGACCCAGCAAGUGGAGAAGUGGAGGCCUCUCAGUUAAGAAGACUGAAUAUAAAGAAAGAUGAUGAGUUUUUCCAUUUCGUCCUCCUGUGCUUUGCCAUCGGGGCCUUGCUGGUGUGUUAUCACUAUUACGCAGACUGGUUCAUGUCUCUUGGGGUCGGCCUGCUCACCUUCGCCUCCCUGGAAACCAUUGGCAUCUACUUCGGACUAGUGUACCGCAUCCACAGCGUCCUCCAAGGCUUCAUCCCCCUCUUCCAGAAGUUUAGGCGGACAGGGUUCAGGAAGACUGACUGAGGCCACUGCCAGGUGGGCAGCAGAAGCAGGCCCCGGUGUGACCACCACUGUGACCCCUGAGCCCACAAGGACAGAGCAGCAUUCUGAGAGACGCACAGGAGACCAAAUCAGACUAAUAAACAGAACACUUUUCCUUC
This is a messenger RNA of Symphalangus syndactylus (siamang), 1184 nucleotides long. It is a transcript of the gene TMEM40, whose product is annotated as transmembrane protein 40. The record is from RefSeq and is a predicted model, not a curated record. Lineage: Eukaryota; Metazoa; Chordata; Mammalia; Primates; Hylobatidae.